Molecule: messenger RNA, 2745 nt
Organism: Helianthus annuus (common sunflower)
Lineage: Eukaryota; Viridiplantae; Streptophyta; Magnoliopsida; Asterales; Asteraceae
Product: ubiquitin-like domain-containing protein CIP73
Exons: 20
Coding region: 196-2571 (791 amino acids)
Cellular component (GO): BAT3 complex
Molecular function (GO): polyubiquitin modification-dependent protein binding; misfolded protein binding
Source: RefSeq, a predicted model, not a curated record
AUGGUAGCACAUAAAAGUAAAGAGUAAUAGAAACGGUAGUCAAGUCAACAAGCAACACAUCUUCCCUUCCUUUGCUUUGGUUUGCUUGGUUACAUCGUCUUUCUUUCUUUCUUGUUCUAGAUCCUUCUUCUCUUUCGACGACGAAUCUUCAUUCAGGUAGUCAAGCAACCAUCCACUCACUCUAUUCAACCAUCCAUGGCAGACGAACAUGUGAACAUGAGCAAUCUUGCUGGUGAAACUUCUGAAUCAACACUGGAGAUCCAUAUCAAGACACUUGAUUCACACUUGUACAAUUUCCGUGUCGAUAAAAAUAUGCUAGUAUCAGCAUUCAAGGAGAAAAUAGCUGAUGAGGUUGGCCUCCCAGUUGGACAGCAACGACUGAUCUUUAGGGGCAAGGUUUUGAAAGAUGAGCAUCAUCUUUCUGAAUAUCAUAUUGAAAGUGGACACACAUUGCACCUUGUGGCUAGACAGCCUGCUGAAUCACAACCUUCUUCUGGUUCUUCCACCAAUACAACAACUGCAAAUGGACAAGAUGCUAAUGCUCCUGGUUCACGUUCACGUGUCACCCAUCAUGUUUCACAUAGUGUUGUACUUGGAUCCUUCGGUGGUGGGGACCAGAAUGUUGGUGGUGCUCAGGAUAUUAGUCGGGUUAUAUCAGCUGUUUUAGAUUCUUUUGGAGCUAGGGACGCUAGUGUACAACCAAAUAUGCAGUUCAACAUUCCCAGGCAAACUGCCCAAGGAAAUGAAGGUGGAGUUAAUGUAAACAAUCAAGGUCAACCCGGAAACCCUAGUCAGUCUGUCCCUCAAGGGAUGCAAAUUCCUGUAGGGGCAGCAAUAGCUAUACCAACACUUGCUACGCCAAUUCCCGAUUCACUGCACACACUUUCUGAGUUCAUGAAUCGCAUGGAGCAGGCCUUGUCACAGAAUGGAUAUCAACCAAAUCAACCUUUAAACGAUGCUGAACGUUCACCAGCUGUAGAAUUGCCUUCAAGUGCUCGUGGAGUGCCAUUACCUGCAGCUCUGGCUGUUGUUAUGCGACAUGCACAACGCCUUCUCACUGGACCUGCUACCAAUUCUCUAUCUCAUACUGCAGGCCGACUAGAAGAGGAGGAGAGUAUCACUGACCCCACAAUUAGAACCCAAAUUCAGUCAGAAGCAAUGCAAGCAGGGCUUGCAAUGCAACAUUUAGGGGCUCUUCUGCUUGAGCUUGGUCGUACAAUGUUGACUUUGCGUAUUGGACAAUCUCCUGCUGAGUCAUCUGUACAUGCUGGACCUGCUAUUUAUAUAUCUCCAUCAGGGCCUAAUCCUAUAAUGGUCCAGCCCUUUCCUCUACAAACUAAUUCACUGUUUGGUGCUAAUGCUACUCCCAUCAAUUCUACCGGGUUUGGUCCUGUUGGCAUUGGUGCUGUUCCAAGACACAUAAAUGUUCAUAUCCAUGCAGGAAUUGCUCAAAGGGGAACUAAUGUUGAGCCAAACCAAGGAGAACGUGCUAAUGGAACAGCUGCAACUGGAGUUAAUGUGCAAGGUAGAGGGGUCAAUGAUAGCACGGGGAGUGAAAACCAAGGAGAACGUGGUAAUCAAACAGCUGCAACUGGAGUUAAUUUGCAAGCUAGAGGGGCCAAUGAUAGCACGGGGAGUGAAAAUCAGGCUUCUGCAGGCCAACAAAAAGGAAACGAGUCUAAAUCCGAGGGCCAGAAGGAUACAGAAGGCACAGAGAGCAUGACUUCCAGUAGCAGUGCAUUAAAAUCUACAAAUGAUGCAGAAGGUGCUUCAUCAUCGAAAUCGGCUAAUGAUAACUCAGGAAAUGCCUCAGCUGUUCCUCUUGGCCUUGGCUUAGGGGGGUUACAACCCAAGAGACGAAGUCGUCCAGCAAAACCAGAGGCCACUAGUGGUAGUGUACCUCCUGUUAAUGCAUCAUCUACUUGUAAUCCUGCUGGUGGGCAACCGAAUUCUGCUGCAAUCAUGAACGAAGUUAUUGCGAAUCCUGCUUUAGAUGAUUUGUUGUCUGGAGUUUCAAGCCAAACUGGGAUUGGGUCUCCUGAUGUGUUGAGAAAUAUGUUAGGUCAGCUAACUCAGAACCCUGCAAUGAUGAACACGGUCAAUCAAAUUGCUCAGCAGAUUGACGGUAAUCAAGAUCUGAGUAACAUGUUUGCUGGUAUGGGUGGACCUCGUGGCGGUAGUGGGGGCGGUGGUGGUGGUUUUGAUCUGUCAAGUAUGGUUCAACAGAUGAUGCCCAUUGUUGCGCAAGCUUUUGGUGGUGGAGGUUCAGGUUCAAACAUGUUCCAACAACCACCUCCCACAAAUCGUGAGCUGAAUUCGACAACCAUUCAUGAUGUUUCAAGUGAUUCUCAGGUGAAUCUUGAAGAUUUGGUUGAGAAGAUUGAACAACAGGAGUCAGCAGAAGUAGUUUUAUCAUCUGUUGUUGAAGCUGCUGCUGCUCACUUGAAUGACAAUGAGGAGAAUGCUGCUGCUGGGAUUUCUGAGAUUUGUAUUGAAGAGGGACUUGCUCAUGAAUUCAUGGACAUGUUGAGGCGCGAUGUUUCUCGAAGAGCUGAAGAAGAGAGAGAAUGAUGUCGCUUGUUGUUUGUUUAAUGAAUGGUUUUAUUGUACAAAUAACUGUCUGGCAUUGCUGCUAUCUUGAUAUGAUUGUUGAAAUGAUUUUAUAAAACUUUAUUUAUUAGGACAGGCUCAAGGUUACCUAAAUACCUUUUCAUUUUGGGAAAUGAAAUUUGAUUUUGAUAUUUA